Molecule: messenger RNA, 583 nt
Organism: Tilletiaria anomala UBC 951
Lineage: Eukaryota; Fungi; Basidiomycota; Exobasidiomycetes; Georgefischeriales; Tilletiariaceae
Exons: 2
Coding region: 192-548 (118 amino acids)
Source: RefSeq, a predicted model, not a curated record
GUCGCCAUAAAUCAAAAGGUCAUGCCAGGUUCCGAGCCGGUGGGAGCACACUUGGCGGGAUGCAUAGCUAGGCGAUCGUGAUUAAUACACUUUUUCGCUACAAGCUUGCAGGCUUGGCGCUUGCGAGCGCACUGUCCACCGUGUGCUUCUCAACAGCUCUUGGGUUUUGCUUGAACUUGUAACGCAGAUGGAUGUACAAACCAAGCUGCACCAAGAAGUUCUCGCCUUCGAGGAAAGGGCGCGGAAGCAACCCCGACAACCUCACAUGGGAUGAGCUGCAAUUGGACGACUUGCACUACUUCGACAACAGAGUGGCGAUCUCUGAGCUCAAAUGUUUCUUGCUCGCCAUCAUUUCUCGCUACCGCGUCGAGCUGGUGCCGGGUAUUGACAACAUUGUCGAGAUCGUCGCGCUCGUCAACCUACCCGCUCCCAAAGGAUGUGAGAAAGCUGGCAGCACGCUCCCUAUUCGACUGAUCCACUGUAAUUUUGUGAAGAGCAGAUGCAUGGCAACUAUAAUGUCUCUCCAAAGAACAAAGCAUGCUGAUUAGUCUACUUCGUACAAAUUGGCAGCAUCGGCCAGCGC